UUCCGGGUUGGGCCCCUGUAUACACACGUCUCCUAUCCGUUUUCCAAGACUGAACAUCUCACUCCGACAUUGUGGUGGGCCGAGCUGCAAACUUGGGAACGCCGAACUCAUGGUCGAUCUUUCCUGUCAACAUGGACUCUUCGCUUGCACAGCUACCUACAGCUGAGGCGAUGCCAGCCCAGAGAUCCUCAGUCAAAUGUGACAGGAGAAAGCCAUGCUCUAAGUGUAGAAUAGCUGGUGUAGAUUGUUUGACUGUUGGUAACGGAGAGAGGGCCCGGCCUGCCUCGAAAAAACAUGUUCAAGAUCUGGAAGUUCGCGUGAAAAACCUCCAGGGCUUUAUUGAAAGGCUUGCUACUGCCGAUGAAGCGACUAGGAUCUCGCUGCUGUCCAACGCGGCAGUCGAUCAGUCACCAGGUUCCGGAGCGCCGGUCAUGUCACCUAAUACCAGCAACACAGUACCAGAUCUACAAUUCCCGUUCUCCGCGAAAGAUGAAACAUGCCGAAAGCUAAUGGCAACGUUCUUCCAGAGUUGCUACUUUUUCCACAUGUAUAUCUACCGAGAGUGGUUUCUAAGAGAUUACGACGCUGGUGAUGGCCCCUACUAUUCGGACCCUCUCAUGUUCGCUAUUUGCGCCAUCGGGUCUCUCAUUUCAUUAGAUCCUUCACAUCGACGAUUAUCUUCAAUUUUUACGAAGAAGGCCGAGUCUCUAGUAUGGCAAUCUCUUGAGCUCCCGGACAUCACCAUUCUCCAAACUUUGAUGGCCCUUGGGCAACUCGAAAUUGGCCAGGGAAGGAGCUCUAAGGGAUGGCUAUACUGCGGCAUGGCCUUUCGGCUUACUCACGAGAUGGGCUUACACAUUGACCCAAAUAACUGGACGGCUAGUAAGUCCGAGUCUUCGGUAGAUCGUGAGAUUUUGCGAAGAGUGUAUUGGGCUGUAUUCGCCGCGGAUAAACAGCUUAGCAUGUACUUUGGGCGUCCACCUGCUCUGUACCCCUAUGAAGCCGACGUGAGGGAUACAAUUAGAAUCCCGUACCCACCGGAAUGGGAGGACUUACUACGUCGCUACAUCUGCAAGAAUACUUCACCUCUCAAGUUCGAGGAUGGUAUUCCUCGUGUGGCCUCUCUCAUCCAUCAAAUCGAGCUUGCUAAGAUUUCACACACUAUGAUCGUCGAAGUCUUUCAGAACCGGCGACGACAAGCUGCGGAUGAGACAGAGGCGGCUGCUGCAGCACAUCAGGUGCAUCUACUGCUUGUAAAAUGGCUGUCUGAACUUCCUCAGAUGCUACACUGGAAUCAGUGGACUGUAGGCCGAGUGCCGUCGUAUGUGCUUCAUCUUCAUAUGCUCUUCCACACUUCCAUGAUCAUUUUAUAUCGGCCACCCAGACAGCACCUUGACGAGGCUAUGAUAAAUAGUGAAGAUGUCGAAAUAUGCUACCAGUCACUGUCUGCGCUACUCCGACUAUUGAAAAGCUAUGGGUCAUACUACCGUUUUGAUAUACUUCCACUAGACUUCGUGCAAACUUUAGCGACAGCAGCUGAGGUGGUUAUGAUGCGAAGAUACAUAGAUAAGGCAUCAUGGAACGACAAAGAAAUAGCGGGGCCCAUCGCCCAAAUACUUGAAGCGAUGGAGGCAAUCCAGCGGGUAUUCCCCUGCAUACAAGAAAUAAAAAAUAGCAUACUUCGUAGCAUCCAGGCUGGUAAAGAUUCGGAAAGUCAACAGAUGUUGGAAACAAACGGGCUGGAACUUGACAUCAUGGACAUGCUACAUCCCGGUGCAGCUCCCCUUAACGGAGAUGCCUGGGGCUCCAUGGAUGCACAGAGCGCUACUAGUGCUGACCUUGGGUUUCUUGUGACAGAUGAUUUUCUCAACCAGCAUUAUGCAAGGAAUGGAACUGCACAUUGGAUUUGAUUACGAUAUAAACUAAGUAGUAAUCAUUCUUCUGUU
Messenger RNA from Bipolaris maydis ATCC 48331, 1946 nucleotides. RefSeq names its product fungal-specific transcription factor domain-containing protein. The record is from RefSeq and is a predicted model, not a curated record. NCBI's taxonomy places the organism in Eukaryota, Fungi, Ascomycota, Dothideomycetes, Pleosporales, Pleosporaceae. Gene Ontology annotation, molecular function: DNA binding; DNA-binding transcription factor activity, RNA polymerase II-specific; zinc ion binding. Gene Ontology annotation, biological process: DNA-templated transcription; regulation of DNA-templated transcription.